Molecule: messenger RNA, 2260 nt
Organism: Python bivittatus (Burmese python)
Lineage: Eukaryota; Metazoa; Chordata; Lepidosauria; Squamata; Pythonidae
Source: RefSeq, a predicted model, not a curated record
GUCUGUCAACUGAGUAUUCUUAACCCGGGAAUUCCUUGGAAUAAAAUGCAAUGGUACUAUCACUAUAUGGAUAUGUAGAAAGUGCAGCCUGCAACCUCUUUUAUGCCCCCCCACAGCUUACCAGGUUGUGCUAGUGGGGGAAUUAAAUGGAUGUGUAAUGCCUUAUUUCGCUCCUUAAAACUUGUGAUCCCUGCCUCCCGGAACAGACCCUGGCUAUUCCCACUUUUGGAGCUCAUCCCUUGACACACCAAGCAAAGCUUGAUGAUGUCCUCAAGGUGACAGGAGCUGCUCUGCCCUUCUCUAUAUCAGAUUCUCUUAGCUGGUCUUCAGAAACGCACCUCCUUACUUUUCCCUAUCUGUCAUUGGCAGAAUGAAGGGUGGAGUUAUGAAAACAUUAGCUUCCAAAUGCCUUAUCUUAGACACAUUCUUAUACAGUACUCAGGCUUUCAACCCAGAUGCAGGAAUUAGAAGAAGAAGAAGAAGGAGAAAGCAAGCAUUUAUUUCAGCUCCCCCCUCCAUUCCUGCAAACUAUAGAAAUACUGUCAGCGUAAUUGAAGCCCUGCUGAGUCUUUCCAGGGAGGAGAUAUUUGGAUAAGGAGAAAAUAUUCUUUGCUUUGAAGUGGCAUUGGGGCCUGCAGCUCUCUGAAUCCCAAAUCAACAUGGAAAGCAUUGGAGACCUUGGAAUUGGAAUCGAAACUCAACUGGGAGAUGCCAGUUUUGGGAAAGUGGCCUUAGAGGUAGCCACACGUGAAGGACCUGGCCAUGGAGAGGCGGAGACAAGGGAAUGCGUUUAUUACAAUGCCAACUGGGAAUUGGAGAAGACUAACCAGAGUGGAGUAGAGCGCUGUGAAGGCGAGAAAGACAAGCGCCUCCAUUGCUAUGCAUCCUGGAGAAACAACUCUGGUUCCAUUGAACUAGUGAAGAAAGGAUGCUGGCUUGAUGACUUCAAUUGUUAUGACAGGCAGGAGUGUGUGGCUACAGAAGAGAGUCCUCAAGUAUUUUUCUGCUGCUGUGAGGGGAAUUACUGCAAUGAAAAGUUCACUCACUUACCUGAAGUUACUGGCCCAGAAGUGGUAUACGAGCCACCACCUCCGACUCCCUCCCUACUCAACAUUCUGGUUUAUUCCUUGCUUCCCAUCAUUGCCCUCUCGAUUGCCAUCUUGCUGGCUUUCUGGAUGUAUCGUCACCGCAAGCCACCAUAUGGACAUGUUGAUAUCAGUGAGGACCCAGGACCUCCACCUCCUUCUCCACUGGUUGGACUUAAGCCAUUGCAGUUGUUAGAGAUCAAGGCCAGGGGACGUUUUGGCUGUGUCUGGAAAGCACAGUUGAUGAACGACUACGUGGCAGUGAAAAUCUUCCCCAUACAGGACAAACAAUCCUGGCAAAGUGAGAGGGAGAUUUUUAGCACCCCAGGAAUGAAGCAUGAAAACCUUCUGCAGUUUAUUGCAGCAGAGAAGCGAGGAACAAACCUGGAGACAGAAUUGUGGCUGAUCACAGCUUUCCAUGAUAAGGGCUCUUUGACUGACUAUCUGAAGGGGAACAUUAUCAGCUGGAAUGAACUCUGCCAUGUGGCAGAAACCAUGGCGCAUGGGCUCUCAUAUCUGCAUGAAGAUGUUCCUUGGUGUAAAGGGGAAGGACACAAACCUGCUAUAGCACACAGAGAUUUCAAGAGCAAAAACGUAUUGCUGAAGAGUGACUUAACAGCCGUGCUCGCUGACUUUGGACUGGCUGUACGAUUUGAACCUGGGAAGCCUCCAGGAGAUACCCAUGGACAGGUGGGAACAAGAAGAUACAUGGCUCCUGAGGUGUUAGAGGGAGCAAUUAACUUCCAGAGAGAUGCCUUCCUAAGAAUAGACAUGUAUGCAAUGGGACUGGUAUUGUGGGAGCUGGUCUCCAGGUGUAGAGCAGCUGAUGGUCCAGUGGAUGAGUACCUGUUGCCUUUUGAAGAAGAAAUAGGCCAGCAUCCAUCUCUUGAAGACCUACAGGAGGUGGUAGUUCAUAAGAAGAUGCGUCCCGCAUUCAAGGAUCAUUGGCUUAAACAUCCUGGUUUAGCACAGUUCUGUGUCACAAUUGAAGAAUGCUGGGACCACGAUGCAGAGGCACGGCUAUCGGCAGGUUGUGUGGAGGAACGCAUUUCUCAGAUACGCAAAUCAGUCAAUGGCACUACCUUAGACUGCCUUGUUUCCAUCGUGACCUCUGUCACCAAUGUGGACUUGCUGCCCAAAGAGUCAAGUAUCUAAAUCCUUGUUUGCCUUUUUUU